Molecule: messenger RNA, 219 nt
Organism: Protopolystoma xenopodis
Lineage: Eukaryota; Metazoa; Platyhelminthes; Monogenea; Polystomatidea; Polystomatidae
Source: the annotation of a GenBank genome assembly
AUGGAUGCCUGGUACAGUGGAACUGAUUGCGAAAAUCAAGCCUCCUCUUUAACUCAUCAUGGGCAAGGGCUGGUGAGUCCGGUACUCCUCGACAUCACCCAAGGCCCGGAUGCUUACAAGAACACAAAAGAGGCUAUCCAUUCACUUCACAGGAUGAAACCCACCAAAGGUGGAAUAUUCGUCUCUGGACACACAUGGCUUGGCUUUAUGCCUAGCUAA